This is a messenger RNA of Drosophila santomea, 1115 nucleotides long. It is a transcript of the gene Gr89a, whose product is annotated as putative gustatory receptor 89a. Lineage: Eukaryota; Metazoa; Arthropoda; Insecta; Diptera; Drosophilidae. Gene Ontology annotation, cellular component: membrane. Gene Ontology annotation, biological process: sensory perception of taste. The record is from RefSeq and is a predicted model, not a curated record. Bases 1 to 1074 code for a protein of 357 amino acids. The transcript has 2 exons.
AUGUCGCGAUUGCCGCAUGUCUGCGGUCUCUGUUUGCUGCUGAGAUUUUGGCAGCUUUUGGCCUUGGCCCCAUUCCGGCUGGGUGGAACUGGUCAGCGAUGGGUGACCUUGAUUGCGCUCCUCAGAUUGCUCCUACUCACAGCAAUGGCCCCCUUGGUGCUGUGGAAAAGUGCCGCCAUGUACGAGGCCACUAAUGUGCGCCACUCGACGGCCUUUAAGACCAUAGCUCUGGCCACCAUGACGGGUGAUGUCUGCAUUGCCCUAGCUCUCUUGGCCAGCCACCUUUUGCAUCGCCGGGAGUUGGGCCAUUUGGUAAAUGACUUGGCCAGAUUGCAUCGCCGGACUAGGCUGAGCUGGUGGUCCACUUUGUUCCUCUGGCUGAAGCUGCUGCUUUCCCUCUACGAUCUCCUGUGCAGCGUGCCGUUCCUCAAAGGAGCAGGUGCUCGUCUGCCCUGGUCCCAACUGGUGGCCUAUGGAGUGCAGCUCUACUUUCAGCACGUGGCCAGUGUCUAUGGCAACGGAGUUUUCGGCGGAACACUUCUAAUGCUGGAGUGCUACGCCCACUUGGAGCGCGAGGAACCCAACCUGGCUAGACUUCUGAAGAAGGAAGCCAGUUGGUGGAGACUCACCCGCAGAUUCGUGAAGGUCUUUCAGCUGGGCAUAUUCCUGCUGGUCUUCGGCAGCUUCGUCAACAUCAUGGUCAACAUCUACGCAUUCAUGUCCUACUACGUAUCGCUGCACGGCGUUCCACUGACCAUAUCCAACAACUGCCUCGUCCUGGCCAUCCAACUAUUUGCAGUCAUUUUAGCCGCUCAUUUCUGCCAGCUGAAGUCGGCCAAAUUGAGAACAACCUGUUUGCAACUGCAAUAUGUGCCCGAAGGAUUGACCCAGGAGCAGGCCAUGGCUUCGACUCCAUUUCCCUUGCUCUCGCCCACUGGCAAUGCCAAGUUUCGAAUUUUGGGCGUCUUCAUCUUGGACAACUCGUUCUGGCUUUUCUUGGUCUCGUAUGCCAUGAACUUCAUCGUGGUUAUCCUGCAGACCAGCUUUGAGCACAUAAAUCAUGGCGAAAUCUGACAGCAAAAUUUUGGGAUCUCACUUUUCAGCUCAUCUACAGU